Neoarthrinium moseri is the source of this 1575-nucleotide messenger RNA. RefSeq lists its product as uncharacterized. The coding region runs from base 1 to 1575 and encodes 524 amino acids. The transcript has a single exon. NCBI's taxonomy places the organism in Eukaryota, Fungi, Ascomycota, Sordariomycetes, Amphisphaeriales, Apiosporaceae. The record is from RefSeq and is a predicted model, not a curated record.
AUGGACUGGUGCUACGAUUCUCCUCCGGUCUACUUCCCGUCUGAGCCCUUCCCACCCCAGCCCGAACUGCAGCCUGAGCAGCCGGCAGCUCCUGGUCUUGGUGGUGUGUCUGCUCCGGUAUACUUCCCGUCUGCGCCCUUCCCGCCUGCACCCGAGCCCGAGCCCGAGCAGCCGGUAGUUUCUGGUCUUGGUGGUGUGUCUGCUCCGGUCUACUUCCCGUCUGAGCCCUUCCCACCCCAGCCCGAACCGCAGGUCGAGCAGCCGGUAGCUCCUGGUCUUGGUGGUAUGUCUGCUCAGGUGUACUUCCCUUCUACGCCAUUCCCGCCUGCACCCGAGCCCGAGCCCGAGCAGCCGGUGGUUUCUGGUCUUGGUGGCGUAUCGGCUCCAUUAUACUUCCCUUCUGCACCACUCCCGCCGCUCGAGCCCCAGCGCGAGCCCCAGCCUGAGCCCGAGCAGCCGGUGGUUCCUGGUGGUGGGUCUACUCCGGUCUACUUCCCUUCUACGCCAUUCCCGCCUGCACCCGAGCCUGAGCAGCCGGUGGUUUCUGGUUCUGGUGGUGCAUAUACGCCAGCCUACUCCCCCUCUGUGCCUUUCCCACCGCCCGCACCCCAGUCCCGGCCCGAGCUUGUAGUUCCGAUAUUUUCUGGUUUCGGUGGAGUUUCGGCUCCUGCUCCUGGCCCCAGGACCGAGCCUGACGUCCAGACGACUCUUCCCGGCAUUAGUGGCGUUUCGACUCCGGCGGCGGCGCCUCCGUCUGCGCCCGCCUUUGUGUUUAGCGACCCUCCCGAGACGCCCGCUCCGGCGGCGGCGCCUCCGUCUGCGCCCACCUUUGUGUUUACUGAUCCUCCCAAGGCGCCCGCUCCCGCGCCUUCUGUGGCACCUCCUUCGGCCGACCCUUUCCGGUUCAACCUGGCGGCGCACCUGGAGGAGGAGCAGGCUCGGUGGCGCAACGUGGCCAGCCGUUCGAAAGAGGGACGCGAGUUCUGGAAGAGAAAGGGCUACGACGAAAUCGCCGAGUUCGCCGAAGAACCCCCGGAGGAUCCAGAUUACAACCGCGAAGUUGCUGCUGCCCGCAUCGUGGUUGACCGGCACCGGAGGGCAGUGGCUGCCCUUCCUGCGCUUCCAGCGGCCGUGGUUGUGGACGGCAGCCAAUUCAAGGAAGAGCUGAAGGAGACGGCUCCGGCCGCUGUUCUUGCCAACCGGCGAAUAGGAACACCCAAGAAGGUCAGCGAGAAGAUCGCACCUCAGAAGCUGCAGCAGCUGCAACUGCAACACCAGCAGGAGCAGGAGGAGCAACUGCAACGAGAGCAGAAGCGGCUGCUGGAUGAACUGGUGCAACAACAUCAGCGGGAACAGCAGCAACAGCAGCAACAGCAGCAACAGACAGCAGGAGUCAGCUGGCACGACCAGCCCUGCCCUUUGUCGCCGGAGCUCCCGAGCUCGGACGAUGAAGGUUUUGGAGGUGGUCUCGGUGCGGCGGCGCAGGUCGGUUCGAUCCCGACCCUUCACUACCACGCGGUCUAUACCCCAACGCCCCCGCCCCGUGACCACAGCCAGUAUAGAUCGCGCCACUAG